Messenger RNA from Clupea harengus (Atlantic herring), 680 nucleotides. RefSeq lists its product as uncharacterized. The transcript has 3 exons. NCBI's taxonomy places the organism in Eukaryota, Metazoa, Chordata, Actinopteri, Clupeiformes, Clupeidae. Gene Ontology annotation, molecular function: protein tyrosine kinase binding; MHC class II protein binding. Gene Ontology annotation, cellular component: membrane raft; external side of plasma membrane. The record is from RefSeq and is a predicted model, not a curated record. Gene Ontology annotation, biological process: positive regulation of ERK1 and ERK2 cascade; interleukin-15-mediated signaling pathway; T cell activation. Bases 21 to 680 code for a protein of 219 amino acids.
AGAGUCAACAGGACAGGAAGAUGGCGUCCAUCCCCUGUGCUCUGAUAGUGUUGCUGAUCUGCCUGAGUCAGGACCACAUGGGUGUCCAAGGAAAGACUCCCACUGUCUUUUCCAGUGAGGGUGGGAAUGCCACUCUUCCCUGUAGGAAAGUGGUUCCUCCAGACUGCUCUUCUACUGAAUGGAUUUAUACCGGCUCUAAAGCUAUUGGAGAAGUGUUCACCAAUGGAAAGAUCAGUUAUACUGCAGUCACACACAGAGCUAAGGGACUGAGUCUGGGCUCUGACUGUUCUCUCCACAUUACUGAUGUCACCACUGAGGAUGUUGGACUCUACACCUGUAACCAGGAGCAGGUUUAUCUGUCUGUUCUUCAGGUCUCUGCUUCCCCCAGUGAGACUGAGAUGGAGACAAACAGUAAUGUGACUCUCAACUGCGUCCUGCACACACCUGAUAACUGGGACGGAAUAGAUAAGACUAAAGGAGUUAGUAUGAGCUGGGCAGAUGAGACAAAGAAAGACCUGAAGAUUAUUGAGAAUUGCGAGACCAAAACCCCACCUCCCUGUUCAAUCACACGGACUGAGGAGCUCAGAGGUCCAAACUCUGUUUAUACUCACACAUGCCAGCUGACUGCAGGAGGGCAGGUUCAGACUUCUGUCUCCCACACCAUCAAAGUGAAAGGUUAG